Diorhabda sublineata is the source of this 2007-nucleotide messenger RNA. Its product is annotated as dnaJ homolog subfamily C member 11. The record is from RefSeq and is a predicted model, not a curated record. The transcript has 13 exons. Gene Ontology annotation, biological process: cristae formation. NCBI's taxonomy places the organism in Eukaryota, Metazoa, Arthropoda, Insecta, Coleoptera, Chrysomelidae. The coding region runs from base 204 to 1892 and encodes 562 amino acids.
ACAACACAUAAGUUGGCACAACGAUUUUUAAAUUUAUAAAGUGUUGCCUAAGCUUUAAAAUAGACCUUGAAAUGUAAUGCUGAAAAAUGAAAUUGAAUUACUAUCGCUAUCAAAAAUUUUAGUUAAAAGUAUAUAAAAUAUAUUUCUAAAAAAUCUCGGAACAUUUGACAUUGAAAUUCGAAACUUCAGGUUGCUUUUGAAACAUGAAUUUUGAUUCUGAAGAUGAAACUGCGAUGGAAGAGGAUUAUUAUUCAUUUUUGAAUAUCCCUCGAGAGGCUUCCAAAGAUGAUAUUAACACUGCUUACAGGAGGUUGAGUCGGAUGUAUCAUCCUGACAAACAUGUCGACCAAGACCUCAAAGAAAAGGCUGAAAUUAUGUUCAAUAAAACAAAAAAAGCAUAUGAAGUUCUUUCUGAUCCUCACAAAAGAGCUAUUUAUGAUUCACUUGGUAUCAAAGGGUUAGAAACUGAAGGGUGGGAAAUAGUGCAGAGGACAAAGUCACCAGCAGAAAUAAGAGCCGAGUAUGAACAGUUAGCAGAAGAAAAAGCAGAGAGGCUGAAAAAACAGGCUACAAAUCCCACUGGAAAUAUUACAGUAGCUGUUAAUGCAACUGAUCUAUUUAAUCCUUAUUAUGAUGAAUUAUUAGAAGAUGAAUACGAUAGCGACUUGACUCAAUUUCCAAAUAUCGAAAUAUCAUCAAUGCAAUUUAAUCAAUCAGUUGAUUUUCCAUUGACUCAAAAAGACACCUGCACACUAUCCGGGCAACUUCAAGCAAAAAAUGGCACCGGAGGAGGUGGUAUUAAUUUAAGUUGGCGUCAUAUAUUUUCUCACAAAAGUUGGGCUGAAGUAGAAAUGACAGCAGGCAGUGGUCCAGCAGUAUCUUUUAAAGGUUUUAGAACACUCACUAGAAGAUUUUUUUGGAAUGGAGGUACAAUUUUACAAUUCACACCUGAAGGAAUUCUGCCUGGUAUAAUGUCAACUUUGGCAAUGCAAGUAGAUAAACACACUAUAGGAUAUUUGUCAUACCAGGGAGGCCCAAGAUCUGCAUUUACCACCCAAAUUAUUAGAGAUACAGAAAAGAACCGUUACAAUUUUUCAAUACAAGUAGGAUUACCGCAUUCUUAUGUUCUUUUACAAUACACAAGGAAAAUAUUGAGUCAAGAUUUGAGACUUAGACUAGCAGUAAAAGUAGGCACGUUCGGAGGGGUUUUAGAAUAUGGUGCCGAGAAAAAGAUAUCGAAACAUAGUAAUUUAGCAUUUGCAGUUGUAUGUGGUGUACCAUCUGGUGUUAAACUCAAAAUAAGGUUAACAAGAGCGUCUCAAACAUACUCCUUUCCAAUUCAUCUUUGUGAAGAAAUAAUGCCAGCCCCCGUUUUUUAUGCUACUGUUGUGCCUUUAGUAAUAUACAUAGUUGUUAAAAAAGGUUUUGUUGAACCUUUCUUACGAGAAGAAAAAAAUAAGAAGGUUGAAAAACAAAAACAGAAUAAUUUUAAUAAAUUGCUAGAAAAACGAAGAGAAGCAGCUGCUGCUCAAGACCUUAUGACCGUCACUUACAAUAGGAUAAGAGAUGAAGAGAGCAACAAAAAGGGAUUGGUUAUAAUUAAGGCAAUAUAUGGAAGGAUUAUGAAAGAUACUAGUCAACAAGGCGAUACGGAAUUGUCCAACGAAGUUCUGGAUGUAACUAUUCCUAUUCAGUGUCUAGUCAAAGACAGUAAAUUAGAAAUACAUGUUCAAAAUAAAUCUGAACUACCUGGUUUCUUUGAUCCCGCAUUAGGAGAAGAAAAAAUGUUACAUAUAAUUUACAAUUAUCACGAUCAACCCCACGAAGUUACGGUAGGAGAUAAGGAGUUAUUGAGAUUACCAAAAACCUCACAUCGAACCAAUAUAACAUAACAUAAUGAAAGGACAUAUAUAGUUGACCAUUAGGAUUGCAGAUUAUCAAAAUUGUAGACAUUUGUAAAGGAAGAACCAAUUGUAACUGCUUUGGAACCCUUUAGGUGUCUGCUGU